This is a messenger RNA of Penicillium taxi, 1842 nucleotides long. RefSeq names its product MDR family MFS transporter. Gene Ontology annotation, biological process: transmembrane transport. Gene Ontology annotation, molecular function: transmembrane transporter activity. The transcript has 3 exons. The record is from RefSeq and is a predicted model, not a curated record. Bases 1 to 1842 code for a protein of 613 amino acids. Lineage: Eukaryota; Fungi; Ascomycota; Eurotiomycetes; Eurotiales; Aspergillaceae.
AUGACUAGUGAUAUGAAGCACCACGGUACAGCUAGUGAUGCCAGCGGCGUUACUGCCGUCUCCCAGGAUGGCGCAUCACAUAAAUCUUUCGAUGUUGAACAUGAGAACGAGAUCGAACGCCAAAAGACGCAAAAGCAGGAUCUCGAUGUCCCCCUUGGCGAAAAGGUUCAAACGAUUGAGGAAAAAUCGGCUGUUCCCGAACUAGAUCGUACUCCAUCCCAGGCCGCAAAGAUGGGGAACAAAAAGAUUGUUGUGGUCAUUCUGGCUCUUUGUAUGGCUUUGUUCUUGGCAGCUUUGGAUAUGACUAUCGUUUCGACUGCGCUGCCCACUAUCGCAACAGACUUUAAUGCUUCUGAGGGUGGUUACUCAUGGAUCGCUUCUUCUUAUCUUUUAGCAAAUGCAGCUUGCAUUCCUCUGUGGGGAAAAAUCAGUGACAUCUGGGGAAGAAAGUACAUUAUCCUGUUGGCUAAUGUGGUCUUCCUCGUCGGUAGUCUGAUUUGUGCUCUGGCCAAGAACAUGGCAAUGAUUCUUGCUGGUCGUGCAGUUCAAGGUUCUGGUGGCGGUGGAAUUGUUAUUCUUGCCAAUAUCAGUGUAUCUGACUUGUUCAGCUUGAGAGAUCGUCCUAUGUAUUACGGCAUCUUUGGAGCCGUUUGGGCCGUUGCUGGAGCUUUAGGUCCUAUAAUCGGUGGUGCUUUCACAACAGACGCUACCUGGAGAUGGUGUUUCUGGAUUAACUUGCCUAUCGGCGGUGUCUCUCUUGUCAUCUUGACCUUUUUCUUGCACAUUGAGUCGCCUAAGACUCCUUUUCUAGAGGGCCUGCGCAGCAUAGACUGGACAGGUACCUUCCUCAUCGUUGGCGGCACUCUCAUGUUCCUCUUCGGACUGGAGUUCGGAGGUAGUAGCUACCCUUGGGCUUCGGCGACUGUCAUCUGCCUCAUCAUUUUUGGCGUGGUGACCUGGGUCAUAGCCAUGUUGGUGGAAUGGAAGUUUGCCAAGUACCCAGUUAUUCCGCCGCGUCUCUUCGACUCAUGGUACAACAAGUUGAUCCUUUUGAUCUGCUACUGCCACGGAUUCGUCUUCAUCUCCGGAACCUACUAUCUCCCACUUUACUUCCAAACCGUCCUUCUCGCAUCCCCGAUCAUGAGUGGUGUAUAUGUCUUGCCACUUGUGAUAGCCCUUUCAGUCGGUUCUGCCGCUACUGGUGUCAUCAUCAAGAAGACUGGUCGGUACCGCGAGCUUAUUAUCGUCGGAAUGGCCGUGUUGACUCUUGGCUGGGGGCUGUUCAUCGAUCUGAAGCCUUAUGCCUCAUGGCCCCGUAUCAUCAUUUACCAGCUCAUCGCCGGUGCCGGUAUUGGCCCCAACUUCCAGUCUCCUCUGGUAGCCUUCCAAGCCAACAUCCGGCCUGCCGAUAUGGCUACCGCGACGGCAAUAUUUGGAUUUGUCCGCCAGCUGUCUAUGUCCAUGUCCGUUGUCCUCGGCACAGUCAUAUACCAAAACGUAAUGAGCCAACAAUCCGCCACUCUCACAGCUGCCAUCGGCCCCAAACUUACCGCCGAGAUCUCUUCAUCCUUUGCUGGCUCUUCCAAGAGUCUUAUCCAAGGCCUUACCCAUUCUCAGCGUACGGUUGUUCUAGAUGCCUUCACUAAAUCCUUGGACCGCAUGUGGAUCUUCUACACAUGCAUGGCAGCUGUUGGUUUCAUUUUCUCUCUAUUCAUUCGACCCCGCGAAUUGACCACAACUCACACCGUUCAAAAGACGGGUCUUGCUGAGCAAGAACGUGCCCGCCAGGAGCGACUGGACUCUGAACGCAAGACCGAGGGAACUCCCAAUCUUGACGUUUAA